Momordica charantia (bitter melon) is the source of this 2076-nucleotide messenger RNA. Lineage: Eukaryota; Viridiplantae; Streptophyta; Magnoliopsida; Cucurbitales; Cucurbitaceae. The record is from RefSeq and is a predicted model, not a curated record.
GAACAGAACACAGACAGCUAUUGCUCUGCUUUCCGCUUUCCUUUGUUCUUCAUAUACUCCUCUCCUGCUCUUCUUCACUGCCUUUAAUUCUCUCCUCUCUCUCUCUCUACAUUUUUCCAUUCCUCCCAGAAAUUUGAUAGAUCUGGGCUUCUUCUCCGCUUUUCGGUGCCGAAUUUCAUCUCUCUGUUCUUUGAUUCCUGCUCUUCCGUUUCGUCGAUUCGCUGGUAAGCUCCCGAAGCAUAAUAAUGUGUCCUGGAGGGRUAAUUCCUGCACGCGGGAUGGUGACGGUUCAUCAUCUCUCUUUAAGGAUCUGUCUGGUGGCUUUUAUGAUGCUGGAGAUGCAAUUAAGUUCAACUUUCCUGCCUCUUUUGCCAUGACCAUGUUAAGUUGGAGUGUCAUUGAAUACAGUGCAAAAUAUGAAGCUGCUGGAGAGCUUAACCAUGUCAAAGAUAUUAUUAAGUGGGGGAGUGAUUACUUCCUCAAGAGUUUUAACCAUACUGCAGAUUCUGUCAAUACCAUUGCUAUGCAGGUCGGAGUGGGGGAUACCUCUGGAGGAAAUACAAGUCCUAAUGAUCAUUAUUGUUGGAUGCGCCCAGAGGACAUUGAUUAUGUACGACCUGUACAAACGUGCAGUAGUUGCUCGGAUCUUGCUGCCGAAAUGGCUGCUGCUUUAGCUUCAGCAUCCAUUGUUUUCAAAGAUAACAAGGCAUACUCACAGAAACUUGUCCACGGUGCCAGAACACUCUUCAAAUUUGCCAGAGAGCAGAGAGGCCGAUACAGUGCAGGUAAUUCAGAAGCUGCAAUCUUCUACAACUCAACUAGUUAUUGGGAUGAGUUUGUAUGGGGUGGAGCUUGGUUGUAUUAUGCAACUGGGAAUUCUAGUUAUCUUCAACUUGCUACCACACCCGGCAUUGCCAAACAUGCGGGUGCUUUCUGGGGUGGUCCUGAUUAUGGAGUGUUGAGCUGGGACAACAAGCUUGCUGGUGCUCAGGUUCUUCUUAGCCGUUUGCGAUUGUUCUUGAGCCCUGGAUAUCCAUACGAGGAAAUAUUGAGGACAUUCCACAAUCAAACUAGCAUAGUCAUGUGUUCCUACCUGCCCUUUUUCACAAAAUUUAAUCGAACUAGAGGAGGCCUAAUUCAGCUAAAUCAUGGAAGGCCACAGCCUCUUCAGUACAUUGUCAAUGCAGCCUUUUUGGCCACCCUGUACAGUGAUUACUUGGAAGCAGCAGAUACACCUGGAUGGUACUGUGGACCCAAUUUCUAUUCAACUGAUGUUUUGCGCGACUUUGCCAAGACCCAGAUUGAUUAUAUCCUUGGCAAAAACCCCCGUAAAAUGAGCUACAUCGUGGGUUUUGGAAAUCAUUACCCGAAACAUGUGCAUCAUAGAGGUGCAUCGAUCCCAAAGAACAAGAUCAAAUAUAACUGCAAAGGAGGAUGGAAAUGGAGGGACAGCACGAAACCUAACCCAAAUACAAUUGUUGGUGCCAUGGUUGCUGGUCCUGACAAGCACGACAGGUUUCAUGAUGUUCGUACCAACUAUAACUACACCGAGCCAACUCUAGCUGGAAAUGCAGGCUUGGUUGCAGCGCUCAUUGCUCUGUCAGGUGAAAAGACAACUGGAAUUGACAAGAACACCAUCUUCUCUGCAGUGCCUCCAAUGUUCCCAACUCCACCACCACCUCCAGCACCUUGGAAACCUUGAUCAUAUAACACACAUUCUUCUGAAAGCAUGUCGCCGUAAGUUGCAGAAAYGCUGUUGGUUGUGGUGAUCGGAUUUUGAAACGUCUGUCUGUCGAGGUGAAACUGAAGACUGUAGGGAAAGAAUGUAAAACAAUAUUGCUUGGCAGAGAAACCACAAGCCAAAUGAUGGAGUUAACUAUAAGGAUUUUGGCUUUAGGGGAGGGUGUUUUUGAUACCUGUUUUAAUCCUUUAUUCUGCAACUCUUGAUUUGGAGUUUGUGAUAUAGUUAGUACAUAAUGUAUUCUUUAAACACGAAAAAGCUGUAGAGGUGAAAGUGUUUGACAAUAAGCUGCCAUGGUUUCUUUGCAGGUGAAGUCUUUGCUUCUCUUUUUAUAA